Molecule: messenger RNA, 2292 nt
Organism: Metarhizium acridum CQMa 102
Lineage: Eukaryota; Fungi; Ascomycota; Sordariomycetes; Hypocreales; Clavicipitaceae
Biological process (GO): chromatin remodeling
Source: RefSeq, a predicted model, not a curated record
AUGGCGCAACCAGAUCCUAGCCACACCGUCCCCCAGGACCUGAUGCCCCAUGUCCACCUGGUCUCCUCUUAUCGAUAUCCGACAAUGCCUCGAAUCGACAUGAACGAGGUCGCAAAGUGGCUCAUGACUGCCCCUCAGAUUGCCAGGGACCGCGCUCCGUUCUUCUGGACAUAUCUCGAUAAACCUGCCGAUGGUACUGUUCUCUUGACCUGGCAGCCUCUCCAGCGGCUGGGGACAAACUUUGCGACGGACGGUUUCGUUUGGGCACCACCGGAGCAAGUCUACAAGCACGACUUGGGCAAUGGCUUGAUACUGGAAAUUUACUACCUCAAGGCUGGGUACAUUCCCGGCGAGCAGUUUGCGCUUCACACCCGACGACGAUUCCGACUUGUACCUACUCCAGGUCACCCCAACCCUCCUCCGCUUGACAUGAGCCUCUUCAUCGUCCACUACGGUCCCUCAGAGCAGAAUGAUCGCGUUCCAGCAAACAUGGUUCCCUAUGAUGAACGCGUCAAUGCCAUCAUGCAACAGCGACAUUUCCUCCUUCGGGGUGGCCAGAUCCGACGAAAAGAAUUCAUGCUCUCCGAUCGCGUCAACUGGCCGUCGCUUCCUGAGCUGACUCGGCAACAAAUGGGCCCUCAGAUGGCGCCUAGAGGAGUUCCUCAGCAAAUGGCAUACCCUCCUCAGCCAGCACCCGGCCCCCCCGCUAAGCGCGCGAGACAUUCACAGAGUCAAAGCCAGCAGCAGCAGCAGCAGCAGCAACAACAGCAACAACACCAGCAGCAGCAGCCUACAGUGCCAGGCAUGAACCCCAUGGAUUCUGCCUUUGAUGACGAGGAGGAUAUCUCAAGGGGUGACAUGUUUGAUCAUUUGACUCCCAGGGAGAUCUCUCUGCACCGCUACCAGCAGAAUCACGAGUGGAUGGAGGAGAUUCUCUCGUCGGCCUACAGAAUAGGUCAGAUCCAGCCAUCCGACCUGAACCUUGGGCUCAAGGGCGAGCUGGCAUCUCUGACCGAGGGUAUAUUUACUGCCCAAGGAGGCGAUGUUUUCACACAGUCUCCAGAAAAGCCAUAUGUUGGCCGUCUGGACCCAGGAUUGGCAGACGAGUUCCGAAAACGAGUGUGCAAGCACGUCGAAUCUACUGAAUCGGAAAUCAAGAAGCUGCAGGAAGAGCACGCCGAGCUCAUGGCAAGCUUCAAGCAAAAUUCAGCUCUGAAAAUCAAGGAGAAGCAAAUUCGCUCCAUUCCGGACCCUCCUGUCCCCGAGAUAUUCAAAGCGGAGGACCGCUCAGACAAUGUGGAAGAGCAGCGGGCGCCGGCAUUACAGCCAGAAAAGACGCCAUUUGAUGAUAUACUCAAAGAUGUAGAGGCAUCUAUAGGACGCAAGAUUGACAUUCAUCCCGUUAUCAAGAGAGUUCAGGACGGCGGGUACCAAGCUCCAGCUCCCAAGCCACCCACGCCGGGCCCCACGACUCAGAUGUCCCGGCAACCGUCGCAAUCGGGCUCACAGAAUAGUGGCCUGAUGAUGGGUGAUUCGGACAUGGAUAUGGGAGGCACUGCAGCAGGCCUACUGGACCAAAUGCACACUGGAUUCUCGUCUACGUCAACCCCGGUCAACAACUUCCCGACGCCUCAGGCCCAAGUGUCCGCAGCGCAGUCGAAUGCCCCAACACCGUCCAAUGUUCAUAACAUACCCUCUCCGGCACCGGCUCUCCCAACAGUGCCAGAGGCAGGCCCGGGAUCAGCACGGCCUUCUCACUCACAUCCAGCAGGCGAUGUUGACAUGUCUGGAAUGGGGGCUCACUCCAAGGCGCAGGGCGACUCGGCGGCAGAUCAGGGAACUGACAGUGGUGAUUGGGUUGUGGUGCCAAAGGGCGGUGCAUCUCCAGAUGGCAAUGCCCCAUCAUCUGCGGUUUCGAGCGCUGCUGUAACUGCUCCUACUGCUGCUGUUCCCAUCGCCGCUCCAACCGUUACAGUCGGAGCAACCAGCGGACAGGUUGCGCAACAAAAGCUGGCUCCAGUUCCUACCAAGCCUAUAUCCGCAGCCGCCACCCCUGCAGUUACGGAUGGCGGUUCCGCCUCGUUCGACCAAAACGAUUUCAGCUCACUAGGUGACCUGGACACCGCAGGCGAUGCUAUGGCGGGCUACGAUGCCCCUGAUCUGGAUGGCUCAGCCGGGGGACUUGGUGAAGAUUUGGACUUGCAGAUGGACAUGGAUGACUCUGCAUUUGGCGACGCUUUUCACGUAGACUCCUCAGGCACACCGGGCGAUGCUCAUAAUCAGGACCUGUAG